UGUUAGAGCUGGUUCUCGCGGAAAUACUGACGUGUACACGAGCAGUAGCUAGUGGAGCUAGCUAGGUAGAGCCGGGUAGUGACACAGAAUCUGUAUCAGGAUGUCAGAAGGGGACAGUGUUGGGGAGUCGAUCCAUGGGAAACCAUCUGUAGUUGCUGCCUUUUUCACCAGGAUUGGACAGGUCUAUCAGUCAUGGCUUGACAAGUCAACGCCAUUCUCUAUAGUGCGAUGGGCACUCACUUUACUACUUACUCUUGUCUACAUGAUCAGAGUCUACAUACUACAGGGGUGGUAUAUAGUAACAUAUGCUUUGGGAAUCUACCAUCUGAACCUGUUCAUUGCAUUUCUAUCGCCAAAAGUGGAUCCCUCACUACUUGACGAAGACGAGGGCCCAUCCCUUCCUACCAAGCAGAAUGAGGAGUUCCGCCCUUUCAUCAGGAGGUUGCCCGAAUUCAAAUUCUGGCACUCAGCGACAAAAGGCAUCGUCAUCGCUAUGAUUUGCACAUUUUUCGAUGCCUUCAACGUGCCGGUGUUCUGGCCUAUCCUCGUAAUGUACUUCAUCAUGCUCUUUUGCAUUACCAUGAAGAGGCAGAUUAAGCAUAUGAUCAAGUACAGAUACCUACCCUUCACACACGGGAAGAGGACAUAUAAAGGCAAGGAAGACACAGGAAAAACUUUUGCUAGUUAAAAACUCCUUACUUUUUGUCUCUGUCCCAUCAGAAAAGUUGUCACAGCUAGUGGGGAGUAAUGAAAAUUAGAGAUUUUCUUUUGUUUUUCUUUUUAUUAUUAUUUUUCUGUGGGGCAGGAUUUGGACAGUAACAUGGAAGCAUAAUAUGAAAAUCCAAGUUUUGAUUCAUAGUGUCGGGAGGAGGAUAUGAGCAGCAUGGAUCAAAACACUGACUUGCUUGCCCAUGAAACUUUUAAAACUUUGUCUGCAUUUGUUAAAUAGUACAUGGGACUCAGUGUUGCCUUUUGCCUUUUCUACACCAUUAGUGAAGUUUAGUCAUCAAGAAAGAGCCAACUUAAAAUAGCAUUGCAGUAAUUUUUUUUUAAUGUCAGGUUCUUUCAUCAAUGAUUAUUUUGUUAUUGC
Molecule: messenger RNA, 1090 nt
Organism: Nematolebias whitei (Rio pearlfish)
Lineage: Eukaryota; Metazoa; Chordata; Actinopteri; Cyprinodontiformes; Rivulidae
Gene: rer1
Product: retention in endoplasmic reticulum sorting receptor 1
Exons: 7
Coding region: 101-688 (195 amino acids)
Biological process (GO): protein retention in ER lumen; retrograde vesicle-mediated transport, Golgi to endoplasmic reticulum
Cellular component (GO): Golgi membrane
Source: RefSeq, a predicted model, not a curated record